AUGAUCGGCCCAAGCGCCUCCGCGAGGAUCGGCACUCCAUCUGGGUCCACCAAAAGGGGGGGGACCCUGAGGGGGGGGCCCCGACUCCACGAGGAUCGUUUUCAACAUCUCUACGACGGGGAUCGGCACCUGCAACAGGAUGGCCAGCAAACACAUCUCAACGAAUGUAUCGGCACCCGCACCUCCACGAGGCGCCGAGCCAGCUCCGCCACAGAUCGGCAGGAGAUCGGGAACAGCAGGAACUGGCCGAGGAGGAGGAGGAGGCGGAGGCGGAGGCAGAGGCGAGUUCCGGUGGCCAUGGCCGGUGGCGCUGACACUGCAGACCUCGUAAAGCAUGUGCUGCAGCAGAGCGAUGACCACCCCCUUGCAUACACGCCCAUCG
This is a messenger RNA of Prorocentrum cordatum, 382 nucleotides long. Lineage: Eukaryota; Dinophyceae; Prorocentrales; Prorocentraceae. The record is from the annotation of a GenBank genome assembly.